CGACAGAGCGAGUCCGCAAACCGCCUUGGCCCUAUAUAGCUGCUGCCCAUGAGCAGUCCGAGGAAGCAUCGCGCACCUUUCCCUCCUGUCAACACGCUCUCGUCCCCCCAGAAGCCGCGCUUCCAGGCCACCACGUCGGCGCCUACUUCGAAGCGCAACCACCACAACAAGAGCUCGGAGAUCGCACGAGGCACUAUCUAUACGACCGCUUCUUUCCUAGACGAGCAGGCACUAGGCAGCGACGUUGCAGAUAUAGACAGUCCCUUCCGAGACGACCAGUCCACGAGCUUGCUUGGCAAUUCCACCUCACUCUUCGACGAAAGCGAACCGGUCCCAACACCACACAAGAUGGUGCGAGAGCGAGAAGCUCCUGCACUGCCGCCGCCGCACAAAGAGGUUCCAGCACCAGCACCCCCGCCGAAGCCGCUACAGGAGCUGCGAAAUGCCGCUCCACAGUUCGGCCAGACAAGCCCGCUCAAAAAUCCGCUGAAGAAGGAUACCAAGGACGAAUAUGCACAUCUGUUCAACAAGCCGAGACCAGGACAGAUGCGGCCGGAACACCAGCAGGGACCGAUACGGCUACCGUCGCAAUACUCAGCCAACUCCAGUCGGCCACCAGUACCAGCAAGACAGAGCGCGUCCGAUCGCCUAGAUGCGCUGAACCGCCCAUUCAAGGUCCCAGCACAAGGAGUUCAGCGCCACAGCUCGGCCUCCUCGACUGGCUCUGACAUAUUUGAGAUCCCCGCCUCACAGUUCCAGCCACGCCAACCAUCGCACGGCGUCCCGGUUUCUAGGCCAUAUAAUGCUCCGCCUCAAACCACUUAUCCGCCUCCAAGGCCCAUGUACUCCUCCAUGGACCCAUCGAACGCAUUCCAACCGGUCGCCAAGGGUUCCCACAACCCGCUCGAAGCAGCAAGGAAAACGGUCAUCCUAGACGAUGAGGAUAAUUUUGAUCCUGACGUUGCCAUUCGAGCCGAGGGCGAUCGAUUCGGUGCCCCUGACAUGUACGCAUACGUCGACUCUGGCCAGGCUAGCGAGAAUAUCAAGGCUCUACUCGAGGGCGCUUUCGACGAGGACAGCGAAAAGAUCCCACGGACGCGUCUUCGGAAAAAGAAGCAGACGCAAGAAGAUGACGAAGCGAGCAAAUCACUUGCCGAUCGCUUACAGGCUCUCGCGGUUAAGGACCAUGAAGCCCAACCCGAAGCCGAGGCAGAAGUGGACGAGGAUGAAGAAGAUGAUGGCACAGUUGAUGGCCUGAAGGUGAAGCUUCUGCCUCAUCAAGUCGACGGUGUGGCGUGGAUGAUUGAAAAAGAGACAGGCAAUCACAACAAGCGCGCAAAGCUCCCCAAAGGUGGUAUUCUGGCCGACGACAUGGGACUGGGAAAAACUGUACAGUCCAUCGCGCUCAUUCUUUCGAAUCCACGACCGGAGAAAGGCGUCGAGCCGGAGAACAAGAAAAACAGGAUUCUAGAAGCCACCGGUAAGGGCACGCUUGUCGUCGCUCCUUUGGCGCUCAUCAAACAGUGGGAGGCCGAGAUCCACACCAAGGUCGCAAGAUCACAUGAAUUGAAAGUUCUUGUUCACCACGGCCCGAGUCGCACCAAAUCGGCCGAAAAACUGAAGCAGUAUGAUGUCGUCAUCACAACCUACCAAGUUCUUGCCUCUGAACAUGCCGCCUGCGGAGACGGUCCUGAUGGCCUCAAGAAGGGCUGCUUUGCUGUACACUGGUAUCGCACAUUGCUCGAUGAAGCACACACCAUCAAGAAUCGCAACGCAAAGAUGACGAAAGCUUGCUACGAUAUUCGUUCUCACUAUCGCUGGUGUCUCACGGGCACACCGAUGCAGAAUAACCUUGACGAGCUACAGAGCUUGAUCAAGUUCCUCCGCAUUCAGCCAUAUUGCGAACUGUCUAGCUGGAAAGACUCGAUAUCUGGCCCUAUGAAGAACGGCCGUGGCAACCUCGCCAUGAAACGACUACAGAUCUUCCUAAAAGCCUUUAUGAAGCGCCGCACUAAGGAAGUACUCAAGAAGGACGGAGCGCUCAAUUUCGGAGGCAAGGCCAAGGGAAGUGGAGACAAGCCCGCUUUCCAGAUCGUCGCGCGAAAUGUCGAGACUAUCAUAGGAGAGUUCACGGCAAAAGAGCGUGCAUUCUACGACCGCCUAUCCGAUCGCGCACAGUCACGCCUCGACGAGAUGAUGGGUGGUGAGAAGCAGGAUUACAUUGGGGCGUUGGUGUUGCUGUUGCGAUUACGACAGGCUUGCAACCAUCCCAAUCUAACGAAGAGUAAUGUCAAAGAUGACAAAGACGCUUUAACUACUGGAUCUAAGUCUGGGGCUCCGACAGACCUGCAAACUCCUCGCAAAGUCUCCAAAGACACCGACGCUGAUGACCUUGCGGACCUCCUUGGUGGACUCAGCGUUGCUACAAAGCGCUGCGAUAUAUGUCAGAAGGCUUUGACACGAGAUAAUGCUGAGGCUGAUGCCGUUCGUUGCACAGAAUGCGAAACGGACCUUCAUGUAUCGACGAAGAAGAAGAAGAAGCAUCGGAAGCACAAGCACAAGAGCGAAAAGGCCAAGAAGGACCAGGAACAGCUCAACCCGGCUCGCCAGCGUCGCGUCAUCGUGGACAGUGACGACGAGCAUGAGGCUGAGGGCGAGUGGAUAGUGCCCGAAGACCAGCAACACGUAAAAGAUCUCGGUAAAGCAGGCGGAACAGACGAUGAGAAUAUGGAAGGUGGCGGCGAUACGCUUGCCUCUGUCGAUUCAAGUGCUACUGAAAGUGAAAACGAGAGUAAGAGUCAGAUGAACUCAUUCAUCGUCCAUGAUACCGAUAGCGAAGAUGAGGCUCCAGUUCCUCGCAAAAAAAACCUAAAGAAUACGCCACGUGUUCUUAGUCUUGACUCCGACGACGGAGCAGAUUCGCCGAGCGAAUCUAAUGACUCCGGUUCGGAAGAGGACUCAGAAGACUCUGAUUCAGAUAGCGAAGCAUCCUCAGAGGUUGUGUAUAAUGCCUCGGACCUUACCCCUUCUACGAAAAUUCGACAGCUCCUUGCCAUUUUAGAGAAAGAGACGCCAGAUCAUAAGGUCAUCGUCUUUUCCCAGUUUACGUCCAUGCUCAACCUUAUCGAGCCCUUUCUUAAGCGUGGGAAUUACAUAUUUACCCGAUAUGAUGGUAGCAUGCGCAAUGAUCUGCGCGAAGCCAGUCUGCAUAAGCUUCGAAAUGAUAAGCGUACACGCGUACUACUUUGUAGUCUCAAGUGCGGGAGCCUGGGCCUCAAUCUUACGGCAGCGAGCCGUGUAGUUAUCAUGGAGCCAUUUUGGAAUCCUUUCGUAGAAGAACAAGCGAUAGAUCGCGUCCAUCGCCUGAACCAAACAAUUGAUGUGACCGUCUACCGCCUCUCAAUUCAUAAUAGCGUCGAAGAGCGCAUCCUCGAACUACAAGAAGCCAAGCGGAAGCUAGCAAAUGCUGCUCUCGAAGGUGGCAAGGCUAUUGGUAAACUGUCUAUGAAAGACAUCCUUGCACUAUUCAAGCGCGAGGCCGAGUACGAUAAUAAAAACGUCGACGAUGCGGAUGAAGUGGGCAUGUUUGGCCGCACGCGCGUGCUGGAAGGUGACAAGGGCGAGGCAACGAGAGAGAAAAGAAAGGCGGGAAGUUUAGGGUUUAGGAAGGAGGAUAAAGUUUAUGGACGACGGUGAGCAGCGCUUCGAAUUGUGAAGAUCUCUAGGCCUCAUCACAGGUACUUGCGGCGUUUGGAGGACCGGCGCAUCAUGAUGAGUAAGAUAGAGUGCCCUUUGGCACGAUAUGAUGUUCAUUUACAUGUCUUUAUGCUCAAAAGUUAUGGUGCCAGAGUCCCUGUGGUGGGUUGCUUCUCUCAUGCCGUUGGGCCAUCCUCGUGGAGACUUGGCGCUGGAAUACAUUGCCCCUCUUAUCCUAAUUCUUCAAAUUAUGUUUCCCCACUCCUCCCUUAUCAAAAAAAAUCAACAGAUCAUCGUCG
Messenger RNA from Cucurbitaria berberidis CBS 394.84, 3995 nucleotides. RefSeq lists its product as uncharacterized. Lineage: Eukaryota; Fungi; Ascomycota; Dothideomycetes; Pleosporales; Cucurbitariaceae. The transcript has 4 exons. The coding region runs from base 49 to 3696 and encodes 1215 amino acids. Gene Ontology annotation, molecular function: ATP-dependent chromatin remodeler activity; ATP binding. Gene Ontology annotation, cellular component: cytoplasm. The record is from RefSeq and is a predicted model, not a curated record.